AUGCAACGUCAGGUGUUCAACCUUCAGGGGCUGGCAGGUAUCUUCAUACAGCUGAACACACGACUCUGUAGCUGGAAGUAUCGUCAACUACACAGUACUAUCCUCCUCACAUCUCGGAAGAACAAUGCAGCUAUUAACCAUUAUGAACGACCAAGUAUCGGACUCAGCGCCGCCAGUAGAAACCCUCACAUCAUUGUUCUCACAGCUAACAAUCUACCAAUCCGGCCAGGCCACCUUGCACGCGUUCGCCACUUAAGUUCAAACAUCCAUCAGGGCCCCGGAAGCAGCCCAUCGCAGUCGCCCCACGACGGCCCCCCCUCCAGCCGCCACUCGUUCCAGAGUCAAACGAAGUCGAACAGUCGAUUCACUUUGGACCCAAUACAUAGCCGCAGCACCAGCAGCAGCACCGGCCGCUCCUCCACCCGCACCAGCCGCACCUCCAGUUGCAGUGGCCGCUCCUGCAGCUGCACCGGCCGCACGCCGACGCUGAGCCGCACCACCGGCCGCAUCACUGGUCGUACCACCAGCCGCAUCACCGGCUGCACCACAAACCUCAAUUCCAGCUGCCCUUCCAGCAGUAGGAGCCCGGAGAAGUGCCAGGCUGUUAGGGAAACCUCAGUGUAGCCAUGUAACUUCUUCCCCGCAAAUUACCGACACUGAAGGUGACAGUGAGGAUGAGGAUGAGGAUGAUGGCGCUGAGUACGAUUU
This is a messenger RNA of Tricharina praecox, 708 nucleotides long. RefSeq lists its product as uncharacterized. NCBI's taxonomy places the organism in Eukaryota, Fungi, Ascomycota, Pezizomycetes, Pezizales, Pyronemataceae. The transcript has a single exon. The record is from RefSeq and is a predicted model, not a curated record. Bases 1 to 624 code for a protein of 207 amino acids.